This is a messenger RNA of Amoebophrya sp. A120, 6984 nucleotides long. NCBI's taxonomy places the organism in Eukaryota, Dinophyceae, Syndiniales, Amoebophryaceae. The record is from the annotation of a GenBank genome assembly.
CUCGCGUCAGUUUCGAACCGCUUGGCUCGCGUUUGUUUCCGGCCAGAUACCCUCCGCAGUGGGGUGCUACGUCUCUCGUGGGCGACUACCUUCUUGCAUGUUUUUCCUACCCCUUCCCCUGAUCUUUCUUGUUUGUUUCUUGCGCGGAUGAACAAGGUGGUCGACGUCGAGCCAGUCGAGUCUCGGCCUGCGUCGUUCGAUUAUACCGAGCACGGCCACAAGAACUCGAAAUUGCUUUAUUCCAUCCAUAAAUUAUCACAGUUGGCAAUAUAAGUUUAAAGGAGGUACAUGCUAAAAAUGUUCCCGCCCCCCGUCAAAGAGAACCGAUCUUUACACAAGAUAUCAAUAGGUAGCCUUCGCGUGGUAAAGUUUAGAAGUAAAAGGCUUCAGCGAGGACUUCUUGUAAUCUCUGAGCCCAUAUAAUUUUUAAGCAUAAACAGGAUAAAAAUUUGGGCUACAACACCACCUCCUGAAAAAACUCUCGUUCGGUGCCGGUCUCUCUACGUCAGGAUAAUGGCCAAGAUGUGCUUGACCAUGAAACUGCAGGUACUUCAGUAGAGCAGGAGGAGCUCGUCUUGCGCCGCAGCCUUGCGGGUCAACAUCCGUCGUGAACCAAAAACGUCAAUCAACUACCGGGACACGACGAAGAAACGAAGGAGCUUUGCACUUGUUUCAGAACAUCAACAUCCUACAUAGAUAUUAAACUUCCGCAUCCGCAACGAUGAACGAGGAGGAGGCUGAGGCCGUGCACGACGAUGACACCACGUUUUACGUCCUCUACGUGGAGACUAUUCGCCUCGCCCACCCCGACCCACAGCCACUGAACGCCUGCAUCCACUGGUACAUCGGGGACGCGUAUCAAAUGUAAAAGUGUCUGGGUCUGGAAGAAUGCAUGUUUGUCAUGCUUGUCUGGCAUGACUCUUAAAUAUGUCAUGCACGUUACCCAGGAGCUCUGUUUUUCUGUGAUGCAGAAACGCAGUUUGUCAUGCAGAAUAGGCAACACCUAGAAGCUCAGAAACUUGUCAUGCUGAGCCAGCACUUGUGGCCUCAUCAUGAGACGCCACCCAGCAUCACAAGUUUCCAGACCCAGACAUAUUUGCAGUCCAUAACGCGGACUACAGUUCAGUGCCCUUCACCAUCCCGGCGAAUGCGCAGUGGUACGAUCUGAAAAACUGCGGUUUUGUUCUGGUGCCCGACGCCGCACUGAAAGAGGACAGCGAAAAGAACAGCCUGACCCUGUCGAUCACCAGCUGGGAAGGAGAACACCUGGGCGUCUUCUUUGGACACUGCGGAGACAUCGCCACAAGUAUUAAAUUAUAUCACGAUCAUGUUUACAUUUAUUCUUUUGCUUCGAUAGUUGUAGUUCUAGCUACCGUCAAAGCAGUUGUUGGGUUACAAAACGUUCAUAGAAGUUACGUCCCGCUGAAUAAAAAAAUCUUCUCUGCCCAUUUUUUAUCAGGCGAAACGUUCGACAAGCAUGACGUCGAGCUUUUGCACGAAGACGGCUCCUUCGCGACCGCCGAACUUCACGCGGCACGCCAGGGCCGUUGGACGCUGAGUGGCGCGAAGCAAAAGGAAUGCGUGUUUGUCGAUCCGAGCAACGAUGCCCAGGCCAAGCACAUCUGGGAGUUCAUCGCGCCGGAGCCUACCGCGUCGUGGAAAGGCACAGCCAAGGCGAAGGGGACGGCUCCACCUGCGGCGGCCGGUGGGGUUGAUGCGGGGGAAACUACAUCUGCUUCAAAGGCGGACACAAGCAAGAUGGUAGAGGAAGGCCAGAAUGCUGGAGCAAGUGGUAGUACCGACGAGAAGAAUAAAGCUGAGGCAGGUGGGGCCGCGUCGAGUAGCCGUGGUCCGAGGGUAUAAUUCAGUCUAUAUCAUCUUGCUUUGUGUUGUGAAUGAAGAUGAACGCGGUGCAGCAGCUGCAACCUACGGCACACCUUCGAAUAUUAGAAUUAGAAAGAGGAAUGAUAUAAGUAUCGAUAACAGGUGCCAUCAUUCUUGGACGCAGAACGCAUAUGCAACGCGUGAUGAUUAUCGCAGGCUCAGCACAAAUGAAUAUUUAUGAAUGCUGAAAGCUGCAACAAGUUAGUGCUUUGAAUAAAAUACAAAUAUACGGAAAUCAUCAUGUGCACGAAAAUCAAAAUCAAAUUCCGUUCGUAAAAUAAAACACAGGACGCCGAUCCGAGCCCGGAAAUAAAAGCCAGUAAGGAAAGCGAACAAAAAGGCGCCCCAGGAGACGACACUGCAGCAGCAGAAGAUGGAGCUGGUACUCACUCGUCUUUGCAUACAGUUUUUCCACAUGCCGAAUCUAUUGCAGUGCCGAAGGAGCUUGCGCUAAAUCGUUUUUUACGUGCUACGAGUGCAGAAGACGAAGAGCGUCUUUCACUUUCUAUAUCUAUUUGCUUUUGUGCUCCUUCGAUGACAUAAAUGAUUAUGAAAAAACCGUAAUCACAGACGACCCCGGGAAUGCCGACCCGAAGGGCGCCUCCACCGCGAAACGCAAAAGCGCCCGCAAAAGGACGUCCGCGAAGGCCGACGCGAGCGACGAGCCUUCGGUACCAGGUAAAGAGGUUGUAGUAGUUGCCAGCGCAAGCAAAGAAGGAACAUCAAGUGCAACUACGUCGCCAGGCAAAAAAACCAAACUCAACGUCGGGAGCAGCAAUAAGCAGGCGGAGCUCACUUCCCUUCCCCCCGGGGAGCAGAGAAACUCUUCGGCAAGUAGUCCGGAGCGGAAAAUGAAGACCAACGUGUUCAAACGAGCUGCGCAAAGCGUGAUCGACGCGAACAUAGCGACCAGCAGUUCAACGUCUCGGAAAAGUACGAACAAAUCGCCCAGAAAAUCGAAAAGCAACCGAGACAGCAACACCACUGGAGGUGAAAACAAGGGAAAUAAAGUAGGCGAGUUCCUUCUGGACAAAGGCGUGGAGCAGUUAAAUGAGUUCACCAACAAGGUCUACGCGUCCGAAGGCUGCCGCGCCACGCUGAUGCAUCCGAGUAAUGGGCAGAAGAUGCCGGUCAGAAUGCGAAUUCUUAUGAAGAAAACAGGCUUACCCGUCCCCGGGAGUGAGGUCAGCAACAUCGCGGAGGAUGCGUAUUUGGAGAUCGCGAAAGACAGUGUGGACAACAGUAGCAACCCGUUUCUCCAGCCCGCCUUACCCUCUACUGGUGUAGUCUCCAGCACCGCUGCGAGCGCAGCCCUUCCCUCCGGCCGGUCUCUGAACAAAAACAUCCUCCGUUCCGUGAAGCUGUCCGGCAUCAAGAACCUGUUUCUCGGCGCGAAUUUAUCGCCGUUGACGAAACGGGCCUUGAAACUGACCGAGGAGAAACAGUUGCAGUACCUGCACCCGCUGUGCGUGACCAUGCAAAUCUCCGAGGAGUUGGAGUUUCUGACCCUGGAGUUUCUGUACCCGGACCAAGUGCAAGACGUGACCGAGGACGGGUUGAACCUACACACGGAGGAGCUACUCGGGAACAAAUCCGAGUACCUUCCGCAGUUCAUCGAAUUGUGUCGCAGCUACUACGCGCCGCCGAGGUACCCCGACGAGCCGCAGACGUAUAAUUUGCUUUCCAAACAGCAGUUUCCCGACGUGAAGAAAGUGUGUGAGGAGGCGGUGGUAAAAGUGGCGCAGAAAAAGGUGAACGACCUGCAGACGCUCCGGAACUCGGUAAACUUGAACGUGUUCGUCGGCGAGAAGAAAAGCGAGGACGAGAUCGGCGCAGUGCUCGCCGGGGGCAAGGAGGACUUUUUGAUUUCCAGCGAGGAGAAAGUCCGCAGUGACCGGGAGGAAGGCGGUGACCAGCGGGGUAGGGGUAGGAAAACUACAACUAAUAAUACGUCAAUACGGAAGACGAGGACAUCGACCUCCGGAGGUCGGAAAUCUGUUGCGCCGUCCCCACGUGCUGGUAGUUAUCGCUCCUCGCGAAGAGUAGACAGCAGUGCCGAGUUGCAAGAACUGCUUUUCGCGGACCAGAGGAGCGCGGCGAAGCAGGAUUUGAAAUUUCUUCAACAGCUGAAAAAGUCCCUGCCCUCGUGUUCUGCGUCCGCGCUCCCUGAGGCCGCGCGGCAGUUUUUCAACCUGAAGGUGAAGCUGUUUUUGAACAAUGUAGACGGAGCCGACGAGCUGUCCUCUGCUGUCGUUGACACCUGGUGCCACGAGUUCUGGUCCAGCACCGACAUUGUGUUCACGGAAAAGCAACUCCAGCUCGGCGAGCACCUUUCAUCCGACCCCGAGCAUCUACGGCUGCCCUGGUCCUUGCCCGACCACGCGAAGCUGGUUUUGAAGUACAUUCUGGCGGACUUGAACUCCGCCGACACCGUACCAGCCGACCUGUAUGACCAGUACCCGAUGAAUAGCUUGCAGUCCGGGCUGCACAUCCUGGACUCCCGCACCGGUGCGACGAACCUGUCAGGUGUAGGAACAUCAACCUCAGCCGCGUCAGCACGGAGACGAAGCAAUUCUGCGGGGUCGACGGGGAAUUACGAGGACCCGGAGGUCGUUGUUCUGCAAAGGAGAAGAAACAGUGGUAGUGCGAAAAGAAGGACUUCUGCAGCACCGGGUACUUCUAAAUUGCGAGUUGCAUUGCCGCGGAACGACAGUCCCCCCGGAGGAAGUACUACAAUGUCUAGACAGAGCAAUGCCAAUGUUGGUAACACAGGAGCUGCACCGUCACGCAGCAAAACGAGUACCAUAGCAAGCAACGUGGCGGAGUCAAGCCCGCCAGUUAUUGGCAGUAGCAUACGCGGUCGUGGUGUUGACGGGGCCGCUGCCCCCUACCCCGUUCCGGCGUUUAGCACACCGCGGGCGGCUGCAAACAAGUUGGUGGGAAAUUUGCAAGCGGAAUUGCGGUCCAGUAGUCAAGCAAGAAGAGGCGGGGGAGGAUCACGUACUUACUAUUCGAUCAAUAGUUUUGCUCGAUGAAUUUCUUAAAUUCAGUUUUUGUUUUGAAAGUCCUCAAGCGUCGUUGUGGUGUGGUGUAGCAUGAAGCUCUUAGCUCAAGAAUCUACUCAAGCGAUUGCGAUACAUGUACUUGGAGACUAGCUUUUUUCUUCAUUCUCAAAUGCCAACAUAACAGCCUCUUCCCGAACCGGAACCCCAGGCACUGCACAGCAACUUUUCCAGAAUCCUGCCGCCGCAGCCUCCUCCGCGUCGCGAACUGGUGCAGGCAAUACUUUCACACCGCAAAAUCGGCAGAAGCUGUUCUCUGGCGCAGUUGACCAGCAACAGAAUCUUCGCCCCGGUAGUACUAACACCCGCAAGGAGAUCGCCACGUACCAGGUGUUGCGCAAUGGGAUAUCGGUCCUGGUGCAACCAGUUUAUGGCGACGACGUGCAGUUCACGGGGCAAAAACUGAACCAAAACGCCAUGAUCGUGGUGGACCAGUACUUGGUGUUGGAUAACCUGAAAUACCUCCGACUGAUCGACAGGACCGGCUGGGUCGUCGAUGACAGCAUGGUAGUUGUUUUUUUUUUCAAUGUCGUUCCGUUGGUACGUUGGAAGUAAGUGCUACUUCUAAGUCCUUCUACUACAGCGAUCCAAACACAUAGAUCCAAUGUUAAAAAUCGAAACCUCAACCAAUCGCUCAGGUCAACCCCGCCACGCCUUCCUUGAAGCGCAUCAACACGGGCGCGGUGAUCGCGGGUGGCGAAGGCAGCACCACGCUCCCGCCUACCAAUCUUAGCCAGAAGAAUUACCUCGCACCACGGGGAGACAGUGGUAACGCAACAUCAACCUCUGGGCCGCAGCAGCUGGCACAACCCGUGGUCGGCGGUGCAACUACAACAAAAAUUGGUGGUGGUAAACUCAGCCCCGGUAGUGGUGCACAGCAACUGCUCAACACCCCGAGCCUGACCGCCCCCGGCCUCAGCAGCAACCCGAGCCUGAAAUUCCAGCCGAGCGCGAGUGCAGCAAGUUCGAAUGGUGUUCAGCAGGGGCAACAGCCGCAGCAAUCCGCAGUGGCGAGCAUGAACGCGAUGAAGCAACAGGGAAUUUUUGGGAACAACAAGAACCAGCAAGGGACCACUUCUCUCUUGACGAACAAAUUCGGUUUUCAGCAGGGCAUCACCCAGGGGGCGAACGUCGCACAAGACCGACCCCACGACUACUACCACGCGGAUGUUGACCAUGACAUCCCGAGCUUGAGCCGGCCACUGCUGGGCGGCGGAGCAGGUGGUGCAGUUGCUGGGGAGAACAAUCCAGCCGCGUCCUCGAGAGAAGAAAGCAAAAACAGCGCCAAAUACCUGAUCAGUCCGGGUUUGAAUGGCCGACCGCACCCGAUACUGCACGGAGACAUGCCUAUGGGGCAACGGGACAUGCCCAUCGGAGCGGACUUUUUGUAGUGCGAUACAGGGAGGAGGAGGACGGCGGACACGAGAUCGGGGCUUUGAAUCUACAACGCCAGCUACUGAACCGGGACGACAGCAGGGUAAUUGUUGAUACGGUGACCCCAUCGAUCGACUACAAGAACAUACGUGAUAAGUAGGAAAUCAAAAACUACUACAUAGUAGCGUAGGAACCUUCACGAGUAGAACUGGUGAACGAAUUAUAUCAACAGCGCAGCGUCGUUGUUUCUCCAGUGGUCCUAGUCCUUUUAAAUGCAAUCGCAAUUGUUUCAAAAUGUCAAUGGAGAAAGAAGUUUGUCAAGUAGAUCCUCUUGUGGUGGACCAGGCCAUAAAAAAUAACGUGAACAAUUCAAACGCAAUCGCAAUGUUGUAAUCGGUUUCUGACGUACAGAGGAAAAUGAAUCGCACAGCGGUUAGUACUAAGUUGCACCAAAUAUUAUUAACUGGUUGCAGUGAGACUCGCUGGUGCAGAUGAGCUUACGUUGUUUCAAAGUUUCAACAAGAUCGCUUGCAGUCGUGCAGCCGAGCCCAUUUUGUUAAUUUCGCUAAUAUCAACAAGAAAGAUAAACAGGAACGCAAGUAGAAAACUUGAUGUAAAAUUUGAACUAGUUCUUCUUGUUUCUGCAAUGAAAACUAAGUGGAAU